Messenger RNA from Octopus sinensis (East Asian common octopus), 595 nucleotides. RefSeq lists its product as uncharacterized. The coding region runs from base 5 to 517 and encodes 170 amino acids. The transcript is spliced from 2 exons. The record is from RefSeq and is a predicted model, not a curated record. Lineage: Eukaryota; Metazoa; Mollusca; Cephalopoda; Octopoda; Octopodidae.
AUGCAUGUUUGCCGAUUUAAGAGACUCAUAUUUGAGGUGUAUUUCUAAAAGAAGUAUCCUCUGCAUAUUGGUUAGCAGUACACCACCGUAUACUUCCAUUAUCACUCCACAGAAAUUAAAAAAGGGGGCACCCGUAAUUAUUUCUAACCGUCGAUAUAAGAAUAAUCAGAACUCACUACGAAGAUUCGAGGAGAAUUUUGGUAUGGCACAAUAUGUAGCGGAUUAUAAAUUGAAACGAGAGACGAAGAUUUUGAAGCGAUCAGUCCUGAAUUCACAGAUUGUGAAAAAAUAUCCAAUUACUGAAUACGUUUCUGCGAAUGCUCGCUCAAUGCCUAUGCAGACAACUUUAACAUCGGGAAAUGAAAGCACUACAACUAGAGAUUAUCCAAUAUCUUCCAGGCUUACUCCAUCUAACACUCGCAACCUUCCAGCUACCAUUGCGAUAUCUAUAGGAGUAAACAGAGAGACAGAAACAGGAGAUAGAAAUCGGAUGCUUCGAGAGCUGAGUGUCUUGUGAAACAGGAAAUAGACAAAAGCAAGUGAUAUCAUGAAUCGGAUGCUCUUGCGAAUACAAGCGGAAUAAAACAAGUUUCGC